Messenger RNA from Xenia sp. Carnegie-2017, 2801 nucleotides. RefSeq names its product exocyst complex component 6B-like. The record is from RefSeq and is a predicted model, not a curated record. Gene Ontology annotation, cellular component: membrane; exocyst. NCBI's taxonomy places the organism in Eukaryota, Metazoa, Cnidaria, Anthozoa, Malacalcyonacea, Xeniidae. Gene Ontology annotation, biological process: Golgi to plasma membrane transport; intracellular protein transport; exocytosis. The transcript is spliced from 31 exons. Bases 103 to 2424 code for a protein of 773 amino acids.
GUAUUCCAUACUAAAGAUAUUCUCUGUUGUCAGUGAAUAGAGAAAUGUUCUUUGAAAACACAAAUUUAUCCAAAAAUUAAAGGGAAAUAUUGAGUGAGUGUUAUGGAGGUUGAAGUACAGAGUGGUCCAUCACAAUACGAUACACUUCUUGGGGAAAUUGAAAGCAGCGAUGGUCCUGUGGGACCAACAUUGAAAACUGUGUAUAAAAGCGAAGGUCACGAAGUGUUUAUGAAAAAACUCGAAGAAAGUAUCAAACAGCAUGAUAAGGAAAUUGAAAAGAUGUGUAAUUUUCAUUACCAAGGAUUCAUUGAAUCUAUUAACGAACUCCUCAAUGUGAAAGGAGAUACCUACAAGUUGAAGGAAUAUGUGACAGUUUUAAAUGGAUCAUUUAAAGAUUCCGGAAAUGAGCUUGCAAGACAAGUGGCCAACUUAAUUGAAUGUCGCUACAUGCAAAGAAACAUUGCAUCUACAAUAGAGAAGAUUACAUUGUGUUUGCCAGUGUUGGAAAUGUAUGCUAAGUUACAAGAGCAAUUAGAUCGUAAAAGAUAUUAUCCUGCAUUGAAAAGUCUUGAACAACUGGAACAUACAUAUCUUCCCAGGAUAAGCAGUUUUCGUUUUGCUACAAUAAUGAGUUCACGUAUUCCAAUUUUUCGGGAGAACAUUAAGGAUGCAGCCAUGUCCGACUUGAGGGAUUUUCUUGCUGGUAUUAGGGAGCAUUCGAAGAAAUUAGGAGCAAUUGCAAUGAAGCAGGCUCAGAAAAGACACAACUUGUCCGUUUUGCGUGGAGUCGGUGAAAAUCCUUUCGAAAAAGACGAAGAAUCUUGCUCAAGCGCUCAUGAAUUGGUCGACUUUUCUCCUGUCUACAGAGGUCUACAUAUUUACACUGUUUUAGGUCUGCGAGAUACCUACAUUGAUUACUAUCGGAAGCAGAGACGGAAGCAAGCAAGACUUGUUGUCGAAGCAACCGGCAGCAGUUCAACAACCGGAAAAUCUCUCGAGUCAUAUCGCUUGUAUUUCCAUGAAAUCGUUGGAUUUUUUGUCGUCGAAGACACAAUAUUACACACAACACAAGGUUUGGUCACCAGAAGCACUAUUGAUGAGAUGUGGGACAAGGCUGUUGCAAACAUUGCCGUUGUUUUAAAGAAUCAGUCUGGCCACAUUGAAGAAACAAACCUUUUGAUCAAAGUGAAGGAAUUGAUCGGAUGGUUUUGCAAUACACUAUCUGCCUAUGGACUGUCUGUCUCUCACAUAAACGAUGUUCUAUUUGGCAUGGGACAACAAUACCACACAGUUUUGAUGAAACACUGGAAAGGCAUAUUUGAUGGAAUUUUUGAAGAGGACAACUACAAUCCAAUUGUUUGCCAAACCAAACAAGAAUAUUUGGAGAUAUUUGGAGAUUUCCCACGCUACAACGAACAGCUUAAACUGGAAACUUUCCCAAAAAGAAUCGACUUCUCGGAAUGUGUGAUAAAGGUCUAUGCGCAGAUAAAAGAAUUCAUCAAGGCAUCGUUGAAAUUUUAUGAAAAUUUGAAUUUUAGUCAAAUGGACAUUGGUGAUAAUUUGAGACGUUCAACAAAUUUCCUCAUUACGAAGACAUUGGCAGCUUGUCUCAACAACGUGAUACGGAAAAAGAAAUUAACCCUUGCUCAGACUGUUCAAACUUCGAUCAAUACUUUACACUUGGAGUCGGCCAGCGAAAGUCUUGAAGCUUUUGUCAGAGAAAUGACCGGGACGUCUAAUGACUACGAGAACGUGGCUAAGGUUUACGGUCUGGGGGCAUUUAAGAAUGUUCGUGCCGAAGCUGAGCAGCGUGUGUAUGAGAAGUUGAAUCAAAAGAUGGACGAAUUUCUUGAUCUUGCCUCUUACAAUUGGUCAUCGUCUCGUAGUAAAAAUCAACCGAGUGAAUAUCUUGUUGACCUACUCACGUAUCUUCGAGUUACGUUUCUAACUUUCACCAACCUUCCCGGAAAUGUCGCGCAGACCGCGUGUAUGUCGUCAUGUAAGCAUCUUUCAAAUCGUCUCAGAGAAUUCCUUGUUGAUGAAAGCAUACGCGAGAUGAACAUGAACGGUCUUAAAGAUUUUAACCAAGAUUUAAGACAGUGUGAAGAAUUUGCCAAUUCUAAUCCUGUGGAAGGAUUCAACGAUGGUACAUUGCAACUGACGUUUACAGAACUCAGGCAGUUGGUUGACCUACUCUUGUCCGAAGACUGGUCAACUUACAUAGCAGAUUAUGGAAAAGAACACAGUAAAUAUUUGAGAGUCCAUCCUAUUGUCGCUGCACAAUUGUUGGAAAAAUUGAGCACCGAGUCUGAAAAGAAGAAGGGGCUGUUGAACCUCCGAAAAGUUGACAAGGAAAAGAAAAAACUUUGGGAAACCACGAUUAAGAAGCUGAGAAGUCUCGACUACGACCGAACUCUUUCUUAAACCAAUAACGUAUUAUGUACGGGAGGGAGGUCUUUCAAUAUUUUAGAAAAGUGUUCAGAAAUCAGGGAUGGAUUCGCGAUGGUUUUAUACGAGGGGGGUGUUCUGGUUUGGAAUAAAUUUCAGUGGUUACUUGUUGCCGUACCUCCUGUGGCCAAAGCUUGGAGGGGUGCGAUCCCGGACCUGUACCCUCCCUACCCUCCUAAAUCCAUCCCUGUCUUAUAUACAAUACUCUUGAGCCCUUUAAAAAACCAUUUCGCCUUGGAUUCGUUCGAAUAUCGUAGUAACAUUAGUGAACUGUCUUCUGUUUGAAUUUCUAAUCAACAUUUAUGAAUAUGUACUAAUUAUCUAUUAAUGAAUAUACUGUUUGCGUUUCACAA